CUUCCUGGAUAUUGUGUUACGAAAAACAAACUUUAACUUUAGUUAACAUAGAAAUCAGUAAACAGUUAAUACAUUACACGUCUUGAUUUUAAUUACAAGUGUUUUGAAUGUCAGAGAAAAAAGAGAUUAAUAUGAAUAAUAACACUAUUCUCAAUAAUAUAACUUUAUCAGAAUGGAACGAGGAAAUAACAAACAGCCUAUUGCCAAAUAUUAUCAUACUUUCCGUUUAUCUUGCACUUGGUACAUGUGGAAACGUGUUUGUGUUGUUGGUUUAUGCGUUUCAGAUGAAGAAGCCAUCAGAUGAAAGAUAUUUCAUACCAGUUUUAGCUUUUUUUGAUAUGGUAGCAACAAUAUAUCUUGGAGUUCAUUAUAUAUUUCAGUGUUUCAAUCAGACGACAUUUUCAAACAACAUUCUAUGCAAGACACUCGUGUAUUUUGUUGCAAGUACUACUUAUACGUCAGUUUUCAUAUUAUCUAUAAUUGCAAUUCAGAGAUACAUGAAAGUAUGUAUGCCUCUGAAACCAUCCAUGUCGAUUUCUAUUAAAAGAUGUGCAUUGUUUGUGGCAAUUAUCAUAUCAUUGCUUUUAUCUUUAACGUUACCAUUUGUAUAUGGUACCAUUCCAUACCACAGCAUUAAGUACGGAACCUUGGGAAUGAGGUGUGGAAGAUUGAAAGAAGGAAACGCUUUUACCAGUACUUUAUAUUCCGUUGGUACCGGUACGCUGGUCUUUGUCGUGGUAACAUUACUUAUUAUCCUCUAUGGCAGAAUUCUAAAAAAGGUGUUUCGUAGCUUAAAAAUACACAAAAACGACAUAAAUGGUGAUAAAAAAGAAAUCGAAAAAGUUGAUGAGGACGACAAUUGUCGUGAUAUUGGUUGUAAUGAUAUUGAGAUGUCAGAAACUAAGCCAGACUCAGUAGAACAGCAGGGCAUUAUAAUUCGUCCUGUAGCAAAUAAUUUGGAAUCAGCUGUAUCCAGAAAACGGAGAAUAAUCAAUCGUCGAAUAACCAACAAACUCACGUUUAUGUUUUUUAUUAUCACUACCGUAUUUAUUCUUAGUUAUAUACCAAAGGUGAUAGUCCUGUGUCUUGAUGGAAUCUACAAAGAUUUUUGGGAAAAUCUCUCCACCUCGCAAAGACCUGCUGUGACAUUCCUAUACCAUAUCUUCAUUAUCAAUAAUAUAGUAAACCCUAUAAUUUACGCUUUUAUGGACAUGGAGUUUCGCGAUAAUGCAGCAAUAUUAUUGAAACGCAUGUUCAUUAAUCCUUGUUUUUGCAUUGGAAGAAUUCGUGUGUAAUAUCAAAUGUGUUUAUGAAAAAAGUUUGUUAUGGAUUGAUUUUUUUUAAAUCUAACCGUCCGCAACGAAUUGUGGGCAACAUGGAAUAUACCAAGUGGACUGAAGAAAAUGUAUUUUUAAUUCAUGUACCCGAAUUGAUAGUUCGUUUGAACCAUUACGUUGCUUGAUUCAAAGCAAGUAUCAUAGAUUUCGAAAUCAUAUAUAAAACGUCUGAUCGUUUCAUUUUUGCACAAUAAAGCUGCAGUUGUGAACUAUGA
This is a messenger RNA of Mytilus californianus (California mussel), 1552 nucleotides long. RefSeq names its product cholecystokinin receptor-like. Gene Ontology annotation, cellular component: membrane. Gene Ontology annotation, molecular function: G protein-coupled peptide receptor activity. The transcript has a single exon. Lineage: Eukaryota; Metazoa; Mollusca; Bivalvia; Mytilida; Mytilidae. Gene Ontology annotation, biological process: neuropeptide signaling pathway. The coding region runs from base 108 to 1295 and encodes 395 amino acids. The record is from RefSeq and is a predicted model, not a curated record.